Molecule: messenger RNA, 1726 nt
Organism: Pecten maximus
Lineage: Eukaryota; Metazoa; Mollusca; Bivalvia; Pectinida; Pectinidae
Source: RefSeq, a predicted model, not a curated record
UUAUCGUUAUUUUACAAACAUUGUACCGGUAUGACCUCUGUUGAUUGUGUACUACACUUCCGAUAUUUUACUAUAAAUACGAGGAUCACAUGGGUCUCUGUAUACCAACAAGCCAAGAGGAAGACAACUGUACGGGCGCCACAGGGAGACCAACUUUUAGAUUCUGUAUACCAACAAACCAAGAGGAAGACAACUGUACGGGCGCCACAGGGAGACCAACUUUUAGAUUCUGUAUACCAACAAACCAAGAGGAAGACAACUGUACGGGCGCCACAGGGAGACCAACUUUUAGAUUCUGUAUACCAACAAACCAAGAGGAAGACAACUGUACGGUCGCCACAGGGAGACCAACUUUAAGAUUCUGUAUACCAACGAACCAAGAGGAAGACAGCUAUACGGGCGCCACAGAGAGAACAACUCAAAGUUCUGUAGCACAAAGAUUUAAAGUUUCAAAACAGGUCAUCAACAAUUCAACAUGAAUUUUGAGGCUAUAAUAACGCUUGCCAUAUAUGUGACGUGCGUGUCGAUAUCUGAGGUCAGCGGCCAUGGCCGACUAUUGGAACCACCAGGCAGGGCCAGUAUGUGGAGGUUUGGCUACAACUCUCCCCCAAACUACGACGACAAUCAACUUUUCUGUGGAGGAUUUAACCGUCAGUGGAAAAUCAAUGGAGGGAAAUGUGGAGUUUGUGGUGAUCCCUGGAACGGAGCUCGUGAUCAUGAAGCUGGCGGGAAAUACGCUACUGGAACGAUUGUCCGCCAUUACAGUGAGGGACAGACAAUCAGUGUCAAUGUUCAGAUAACGGCGUCACACAAGGGCUACUUUGAGUUCCGUCUGUGUCCUCACAACAACCCCAGUACCCGUGUGUCCCAGGCGUGUCUGGACCAACACGUCCUACAACAGACUGACGGCAGCACUCGUGUACGAGGCUGGUCAUCCCACCAACUACACGAUCCACCUCAAACUCCGGCAGGUGUCACGUGCUCACAAUGUCUUCUCCAGUGGAAAUAUAAUGCAGGAAACUCGUAUGGCUGUGACGGAAGCCAUUGCUGUAUCGGAUGUGGAGAACAAGAACAGUUUUACGGCUGCGCUGACGUCAGUGUAGGAUCUACUGGCAGUUCGUCAUAUUCAUCCCAGACAGAUGCCCUCGUCUGUCCAUCAUCCGGUCAACGUUAUAUCUCAAGGACAAACACAACCAUCGGGAAUUCAUUUCCAGCUUCAGUCAUCUGCUCAACUACAGGGACAAUACAUACAAAACCAUCAGCCCAUUAGCUAUGUUCCACAGAACACCUAUCACGUCAUACCCGGUAAUCUUUUUUCCCAUGGAAGCGGAAGUCAUCAGGAGCCGUGUAAGGCUACCCCUCGAUACCGAGCAAUCUAUCAGUACGCCGACCAGUACUGUGCGAUACAGUGUAGUAGAGGCAACUGUCCAGCUGAACAGUAUUGUACAUCGGCUUGUAGGAGGCUGACAGGUGGCAGAUAACUGAUUAAAGUGAUAUUGUGACAUUGAGGUAAUAAUGUGAAUGUAAGAUAGGUGUCUCCUGUAUGUUGUUAUGGUUGUUAAGUUUGCAUGUGUGUUCAUCUCAUUCAUUGACCUAAUAUUUUUAUUUAAACUUUACAAGAAAGCUACGGUAGCGUCAUUUUCAUAUUCCUAUUUCUUUUAUAAAGUGUUAUUUAUUACUUGUAUGCACAUUUAUAUAUUCACACCUUUUUGAUAAUAAAACUAUG